This is a messenger RNA of Brassica napus (rape), 4826 nucleotides long. Its product is annotated as variant surface antigen E-like. The record is from RefSeq and is a predicted model, not a curated record. The coding region runs from base 2689 to 3582 and encodes 297 amino acids. NCBI's taxonomy places the organism in Eukaryota, Viridiplantae, Streptophyta, Magnoliopsida, Brassicales, Brassicaceae. Gene Ontology annotation, molecular function: electron transfer activity. The transcript has 2 exons.
UGGGAGUUGAUUGUAUGGAUAAUUCGAUCCGGUUUCAUAUAUUAUAUUUUAAUCUUAUUACUUAAAAUAUCUAGCCACCUGGGAUUAAACCGAUAAAAGUAUGUAAGGAGUCUAUAAUGAAUUUACAAACAUAUUAGGUUGGGAUCCUAUUGGGCUGUGUUGGAUUAAAAUCCGUUAAUGAUACUCCUCUGAGCUUUGGGUUUGUGACGUUAAUAUAGAAAAGGAAAGAAUAAAUUUGGUACUCUAUAAAUUACGCUAGAGUAAUUAUCAGACAAUCAGUUUACUAAUUAGUUAACAUACAUACUCCCAGAUGUAUUCAUCUCUUUGCUUUACAUGAUCGUACCAAAGGAAUGAGGCACAUCAAGCUCUCAGCAACAAAAAACUAUAAGAAAGGUAAGUAUCUGUACGCACUACUUAAGCUACUCGCAGGUGACCAUGUUGAAGGGAUGAAUCUUCUGGACGUUCAUAAAUGGAGAAGCAACACCUAUGUGGUUGAUAAGCUGUGGAAGCAAGUUAAGAGAUCGUUGCAUGAAGUUCCAAUCAUAAAGAACAGUUUCUAUGGCACGAACAUGAUUCUUAUAAUGCCACCAAGAGCUUGCGAACUCAACAAACUUGAGGAUAGAUGCAGUAAGUGCUUCUAUUAUAAAGAGAUGGCGAAGUUUAUGGAGUUAGUGCACCGUGGCUAACAACUCUCCUAAAUUCACCCUUUAUUAGUAUUUUCCAUUACGAUGCAUGUUUCAAUUACUACCUCUUUUGUUUUCCUUUUUCCUGCAUUGUAUGCAUUGUUUCAUGUUUACUUUAAAGAAAUUAUGAUAGCUGCUAAUUCCAUAUCUAUUAGACUAUAUUUUAAUUCUGUUUUACAUAUGCACAUUCAGUUAUUCAUAUUAAAAUUCUACGAUAUCAUAAAAGUUAAUUUUACUUCUACAUAAUUAUCAAUGACUCGAAACUUGUGGCACAAGUUAACAUUUCAAUGAUUUGGGCUACUAAUAACCCAUACUAAUAAACCGAUAACUAUUGGGCCUAGAAUAUUAACAAUAUAUUUACCGUUCGGAAAUCUACGGAAGUUAUAGUUUCAUCAUGAUGUAUACUAAUUCACUCAGACAAAUAAAAGAUACCACCACUACAGUAUUUUGUUACAAACACAAUAUUAAACUUCGCCUUAGUUACCCAAAAUGCAAAUUCGAAAAUCAUAUAUUAAAGUUAGCGUACUCCACUGUCCAUCCACAAAGUAUGGAAUUCAACCUUUAAUUAUUUCUUGCACAUUAUAAUCAGAACAACCAGUAAAAUAAUACCAUUAGUAUAAUUAAAAAUAUAUAAAAAAAAUUAAAUAUGAGAUCCCGCCCGUAGGGCGGACCGACCCUAGUGAGGUAUAUUAUAAUUUUUUGAUCAUUUGUAGCUUUCUUAAUUUAAGUCUCAAACUUUUGUACUCAUAUUUUCUUGCUAGACAAGAUAAUUUUUCAAGAAGAUUAUAUCAAGAGCCAGCUAUUACCAUGAUGUAGUAAGAAAUGACUUACGAAGUUCUUCUUAACUCUCGCAGACGUACUAAGCUUUGUUUAUCAUUCCUGUAGUCACAUUAUUUUUCCUCAUACUCAUAGCCAAUACACCAGUGUUAAGAGGAAACUGAAAAUAUAUCACUUUGCUUAUAAUCAAGGUCAGCUGCAAACAUAUAUGCCUUCGGGCUUUCCAUUUUGGUGAAAAGAGUUGUGUUUAGGAUAAGGGUAAUAUUACCUUAAUUAAAACUCAUCUAUGGGAACUUCAUUCUCUGUGUAACCAAAACUCUUUAUAAUUAAUCAACUCCGUAUAACCACAAAAUAAAAACAACAAAUCAUUGACAGAGUCUGGAAUUUUCAGAUUAAGCUAAAAAUCAAAAAGAACAUAAAAAGUUGGUUGUUUAUAAACACCUCUGAACUAAAAAAAAUAAACAAACCUUAAAAAUUUGUUGUUUAUACGAUCCAUCAAUAAAAAUAUUUUGAACAAUUUGUAAAUAUAUUAGAACGAGCUUUUAAUGUUCUGGUUUAUUCGUUUAGAAGCCAUAACAACACAAGUUUUUCUCCUCACUCAAAUAACAAACCUAGAAAUCACAGAAUCAAACGUUAUAUAUAUACAUAUUACAACUAUUAAUUAUAAGAAAUAUAUAGAAUUAAUAAAUAUAAGAAAGUAAAACACUAUUAAAAUAAAGGAAAAUGAUUAAACAAUUUACACAUACUGUCAAUAUUUUAAACUUGACUUGGACACUGAACCAGAUUAUUUUCAGAGUCUCCCGAUCAUUGGAUCGACUGUUGUUAAACCAUAGAUCAAUAAAUUAAUAAAUUUUAUCAAAUAAUUAUAUAUUAAUAUCACUUUUACCAUUAAAAUUAUUUAACUAACUUAUUAAUAUCGAAUUAGGACUUUGGCCAAAAAUUAAGAUAAGAAAUAAAUGAAUAACGAUUAUGGCAUAUAUUACGAAAUAUACGUAUCAUAUGGCAUAUACUACGAAAGAAAAAACAAGAAAAAAAAAGUUUGAAGAAACAUGAGAUCCUUGUUGGAAAAGGAUUUUUUGUUUUCUCCAAUAUAUAUUAGGAAUUGGUUUAAUGAUGCCGACCCUCGGUAUUCUUAUAAAUACAUACACUUAUAACCCUCGAAGAAAGCAUCCCAAUUACAAAAUCACAAAUUGCUCAAAAUCAAAAGCACGUAAGAAGAAGAGAAAAGAUGUCGCUGUCUUUUUCACAAACGAAGUUACUGGUAAUACUUGUGGCCUUUGCAUGCGUCUUCUCAUCAGGCUCAGAGGCAUGGAGCUGGAGUUGGAGCUCCGGUUCAGGCUCAGGCUCGGGUUGGGAAUCCCACGGCUCAGGCGGAUCAGCCUCAGGUUCGGGUACAAACCCUGAUGGUUCGCACUGGAGUUGGAAGUGGGACACACGGUCAGGCUGGAGAUGGAGGUCAGACUCACACCAUCCGAAGCCAGGCUCAUCGAACCAUAACGUUACGAAGCCUGAAGGCUCAUCGAACCAUAACGUUACGAAGCCUGAAGGCUCAUCAAAUCAUAACGUUACGAAGCCAGGCUCAUCGAACCAUAACGUUACGAAGCCUGAAGGCUCAUCAAAUCAUAACGUUACUAAGCCAGGCUCAUCGAACCAUAACGUUACGAAGCCAGGCUCAUCGCACCAUAACCAUAAUGAAACGAAGCCAGGCUCAUCAAAACAUAACGAUUCGAGGUCAGGCUCAGACGAUAACGAUUCAAGGAACCCGGUCUUUGCAACACCAAGAGAGGUCGUAGUGGGAGGAUCACGUGGAUGGAACUACGGGGUGGAUCUUGAAGAAUGGGCUUCCAAGACUACUUUCCAUGUCGGCGAUGUUCUUGUUUUCGAGUACAACAAUAUGACAAACCGAAGACAUGACGUGUACUUGCAAACAAAUCUGUGGAGUUACAGGACCUGCAACUUCGAAAGUAGAAAUAAGAUUGCUUCAUCGGAGGAGAAUGGAUCUAAAGAGAGCUUCAAAUUUACUCUUGCAAUGUCACAGCCUUACUCUUUUGCAUGCGGAGAGGAUAACGGCUAUUAUUGCCGUACCUAUAACAUGAAGUUCAGCGUUCUCCCAGGCGCCUGAGUCCUCUCGUCUUUCCGACUCAACCCUUUUGCCUCUUUUGCUUUUUUUUUCUUAAUGCAAUAUUAUUAUUAGAGUUGCUAUUUUUUAUUAGUUAAGGUUUUCUUAUUACAUAAAGAUUUUGAAGAGUUAAUAACUAGAUGACUUCUCACUUAAAUAUUACUUGCGGUAAGUAAGUUUUGUACAUAAUUAAAAUUUAUAGAAAAAUCGAUAAAUCACAUUUGUUGAUAAAAACUCAACAAAAUAAGAUUAAUUUCAAGACAUUUUGAAAUAUAUGUGAUGAUCGGUUGGGAUUCAACUUUAUACUUUAGCUUUAUUUAUUUUAAAUGACUAAUCUUAACCAAAUGAUUAUUUUAAAAGUUAAAGCCUAGCUACAUCAUCUACAACUUUUUUUGUUCAUGUUUUUUUUUUUCAAAAACAACAAUUAAAGUGAUUUAAAUUAAAAGUUGUAAUAUUUUUUACAGCAAAACAACAUAGAAAUACAAGAUAAAAAAAACAAAGACUAAAUCUUACAUCCAAACUUCUAAAUAUAUAGUCCAACCUUUUUUGGUUCCUCUCGUUUCAAAAGAAUAAUUUGGUUACAGUAAGAGCAAAGUAGCCACUAGUUGUUUGACAAAGAAAAAUUGACAGAAAGCAGUAAGUAGCCUAACUAUUACCGAGUUCGUCGGGACAUUGUAUCACUCUAAGUCCAAGUGUCUAGCAAUAAUUUGAUUUCUAUCCAGCAACCUGAUUCUAAACCUCACGUUUUCCACGUUGGGUUAGUACCUAAGAUAUUUUGGACCCAAUACGAAAUUAAAAAUAAGGCUUUUGAAUGAUACAUAAAAAUUUUGAUUUAUAAAAACUUAAAUUUAUGGUAAAAAUUACAAUAUCCUCAAAACUAAUUAAACUUUAUCAGUUUAGAAAGCUAUUUCUUUUUUUGCAUUUUUGCUGCAAAAUCUUCCAUCGAACUUUCAUAGUUAAAGUUUUUAUCAUAUUUUUUUCAAUCGACAAUAUAACCAAACAUUUUAAGCUAAAAGAUAAUUAUUAAUGUUUUGAAACUCAGUAAAAGAAGCGUGAAAGACAAAUGAAUUGAAAAGCAAGUAAAAUUUAACUUAGAUAAAAGGAUAUAUCCGUUAUAUAUUAAAAAAUAUUUGCAAUAAAUGUUUCACAUUUGUAAUAUAGUAUCAUUGUGAUGUGGCAGACUCACAAUCAUUUAAAUAUUAAAGUGCUGACAUGUCGUUUACAAAAAAAAUUUCAGACCAAAAUUG